This is a messenger RNA of Calypte anna (Anna's hummingbird), 2424 nucleotides long. RefSeq names its product histone deacetylase 3 (gene HDAC3). The transcript has 15 exons. Lineage: Eukaryota; Metazoa; Chordata; Aves; Apodiformes; Trochilidae. The record is from RefSeq and is a predicted model, not a curated record. Gene Ontology annotation, molecular function: histone deacetylase activity. Bases 56 to 1342 code for a protein of 428 amino acids.
GCGGCGCGGUCGCGGGGUGAUGACGUGAGCGGGAGCGGGACGGGGCCUGUCCGCCAUGGCGAAGACCGUGGCCUAUUUCUAUGACCCGGACGUGGGGAACUUCCACUACGGUGCCGGGCACCCCAUGAAGCCGCACCGCCUGGCCCUGACCCACAGCCUGGUCCUGCACUAUGGGCUCUACAAGAAGAUGAUUGUCUUCAAACCCUACCAGGCCUCCCAGCACGACAUGUGCCGCUUCCACUCCGAGGAUUACAUCGACUUCCUGCAGAGGGUCAGCCCCAACAACAUGCAGGGCUUCACCAAGAGCCUCAAUGCCUUCAACGUGGGGGAUGACUGCCCAGUGUUUCCAGGCCUCUUUGAAUUCUGCUCUCGUUACACUGGAGCCUCCCUGCAGGGAGCAACACAGCUGAACAACAAGAUCUGUGACAUUGCUAUAAACUGGGCAGGGGGCCUGCACCAUGCCAAGAAGUUUGAGGCUUCUGGGUUCUGUUAUGUCAACGACAUCGUGAUUGGCAUCCUGGAGCUGCUCAAGUACCACCCCCGGGUCCUCUACAUCGACAUCGACAUCCACCACGGGGACGGGGUGCAGGAGGCUUUCUACCUGACAGACCGUGUCAUGACUGUGUCAUUCCACAAAUAUGGAAACUACUUCUUCCCUGGCACAGGUGACAUGUAUGAGGUUGGUGCAGAGAGCGGGCGGUACUACUGCCUCAACGUGCCCCUACGGGAUGGCAUUGAUGACCAGAGUUACAAACACCUCUUCCAGCCAGUCAUCAACCAGGUGGUCGAUUACUACCAGCCCACCUGCAUCGUGCUGCAGUGUGGUGCUGAUUCUCUGGGCUGCGACCGUUUGGGUUGUUUCAACCUCAGUAUAAGAGGACAUGGGGAGUGUGUGGAGUACGUCAAGAGCUUCAACAUCCCCUUGCUGGUCCUGGGAGGAGGUGGCUACACCGUGCGCAACGUGGCACGAUGCUGGACUUAUGAGACGUCCUUGCUUGUAGAUGAAGCCAUCAGUGAAGAGCUCCCAUACAGUGAGUACUUUGAAUACUUUGCUCCAGACUUCACCCUUCAUCCUGAUGUCAGCACGAGGAUUGAAAAUCAGAACUCCAGGCAGUACUUGGAUCAGAUCAGGCAGACAAUAUUUGAGAACCUGAAGAUGCUGAACCACGCUCCCAGUGUGCAGAUCCACGAUGUCCCCUCAGACCUGCUCAGCUACGACCGCACGGAUGAGCCUGAUCCAGAGGAGAGAGGCUCUGAGGAGAACUACAGCAGGCCUGAAGCUGCCAAUGAGUUUUAUGAUGGUGACCACGACAACGACAAAGAGAGUGAUGUUGAGAUCUGAGGGCUCUGCUCUGCAGCUCUGGACCACGAGGGGGGCCCCACGUUGGACACUGGUGCUUGGUGCAGCUGAUGGGGCCAGGCAGGAGCCAGUUUGCCCCCCUCUUCGUGUUUGAUUGCAGUGGAAGCAGCACCACUGCAGGCAUCUGCUCCUGGAGAGGCAGAGAGCAGGGAAAUGGGUUCCUUAUCCUCCACCCCCUGUCCUGCUUCCAGCUCUCACCCUUCUGAGCAAUGGAAAUCCAAGCAAGUGCUGGAAUUUGGGCCAGCAGCCGUGUGACUGCCAGCAGGGCCUGACCCACCCUGGUUCUGUCACCCCCCUGCAGUCCAGGCAGGCUCCUGCCACCAAGGUGGGAACCCAGUGGCUGUGCCUCUGGUCUCUGCUUCUCCUCAGACAACCCUGGGAGAACCUCACCCUCCCCAGCCCCACUCAGGUACUGACUUGCUCAUCCUCCCAGGGUUGCUUCUUGACAUCCCACCUGAUGCUCCACAGCUCCAGGAAAAUCAUUUGGAGGAGACCAAGGUCAGCUGGGGGACAGGGGUUGGGAGUGUCCCAGGAGGAGGAUGGAAACACAGACUGGGAGCAGAGUCUUGUUCCUUCCCCUUACACCCAAAUGUUUGCAUUCCCAAGGCAGUACUGCAGCACUUGUUGAGUUGGACCCAACUCCUCUCUUCUCUCUGUCCUUCAAGAGAGGUUAAAAAUCACUGUGGGACAGAGGUUUGGCUGCCAAGGUCAGUACACAGCACCUCUUGCACCUCUGUUCUUCCAGCUGGGGUUUUCCAAGGUCACUCCUGGCCCCUCUGUGCUGGAGCAAGAGAUUUGGGCUUGCUGGCUCAGACUGGAAGCCUUUUCCCUGCUCCUGGGUGAGGGAAGCUGCUCCCUGCAGCUCCUGCCCUCUGCCCUCACCCAGCAGAGGUUCUUCUGGGCCUUCCUUCCAAUCCCAAACUUUGCUGCUCCUCCUGAGUCAUCACCUGGUACCUGUUCUGGUUUGGGGAGGUGGGAGGGGUCUGGCCUCUGUCUGGACUGUUCUGGUUGUUUACUGGUGUCUCUAAACAUUAAAUGAAGAGGCAGUUAUUUUUCUUACCUGA